Messenger RNA from Ilex paraguariensis (yerba mate), 1636 nucleotides. Lineage: Eukaryota; Viridiplantae; Streptophyta; Magnoliopsida; Aquifoliales; Aquifoliaceae. The record is from the annotation of a GenBank genome assembly.
UAGAACCGGUGUUCUAAGGUUUCUGGAACCUUCUAUAAGCGAGAAGUGGCCCUUAUCCUAAAAUUACAGCGUUCUUUCUCUGCACUGCACCAACCAUAGGGUAAAACUGCUGGAGAAGCAGAAUCGAUCAAUGGCGAUUUCUCGAACUUCUUUGCUUCGCCAGAGUGCUGCUGCUUCUUUAUCUUCUCUGAAUCCUUUCUCAAUGUCGUCUUUUACUCUCUCUCUUCGUCCAAAAUGCAGGUUUAGUCUCUCAGCCUCUCUCUCUACCCAAGGAUCAACUUCCUCUUCGGUUGAACCUACGUCGUUGAAGACAAGCCACCGUUGGAAGCCAAUGUGUUUGUACUAUACUCAAGGUAAGUGCACUAAGAUGGAUGAUCCAAUCCACCUUGAGAGCUUCAAUCAUGAUUGCUCCAGGGAGCUUAGAUUAAGUGCUGCCGAGUUCAAAAAAUUACGCUCUCAGCAGUUAGAUUAUUUUCUUGUGCUUGAUUUGGAGGGAAAAGUUGAGAUUCUCGAGUUUCCUGUUCUGAUGGUUGAUGCCAGAAACAUGCAGGUCGUGGAUUUGUUCCACAGGUUUGUGAGGCCCUCAGCAAUGAGUGAGCAAAGGCUAAAUGAAUAUAUUGAAGGAAAAUAUGGAAAAAUUGGAGUUGAUCGUGUCUGGCAUGAUACAGCUAUCUCAUUUAAUGAAGUUAUUCAACAGUUUGAAGCUUGGAUGGCUCAGCAUCACUUGUGGAGAAAGGAGCUCAACGAGCGUCUUAAUAGGGCUGCUUUUGUGACAUGUGGGAAUUGGGAUUUGAAAACUAAAGUCCCUCAGCAAUGCAAAGUAUCAAGGAUGAAGCUUCCCUCAUAUUUUACAGAAUGGAUCAAUUUGAAAGACGUCUAUCUGAACUUUUACCAGAGGAGGGCCACAGGGAUGCUCACUAUGAUGAAGGAACUUCAGAUUCCUUUGCUAGGAAGUCACCACCUUGGGAUUGAUGACACAAAAAACAUAGCAAGAAUGUUGCAACAUAUGCUAACUGAUGGUGCACUUCUGCAGAUCACCGCAAGGAGAAACCUUGAUUCUCCUGAAAAUGUUGAAUUCCUCUAUAAAAAUCGUAUCUGAUAAUUGCACGUUUUAGCCAUUUGGCAGUAAAAAUGAGAUUUUGUGGCCUCUUUGGGCGAGCUCAUUGGAGAGAGAGGGGAAUGGAGUCGUGGUACUGAAGGCAAACCAUGGAAACAUGGUUGCUUGAUCUUUGGAGCCAUUUUGCUAUUGGGUAUGCUCUAGUCAGGUUUGAUCUGGUUCAUGCUCUACAUGAUAAUUGUUAGCAAUACUUGGAGAGGUGCUUCUUUUGCAUGCUUGGUGAACAACAAUAUAAUGUGACUGUGAGUGAUCUAGAAAGCUACAAGAUUUUCAGAUGACUAUAGUCACACAGCCAAAGAAUGUUGGGGGCUGUGUUUGUACUAAUUUUAUUUUUUUGGGUACGCUAGUUGUAUUACCUUUUCAGCUGCAACUAUUGAAGCUGAAAUCCCAUUGUCGUUCAGAGGAGUGCAUUUCAUGGGCAAACACCCUCUUUCUGUUUCAUAUGUGAAAAUGUAAGAACUAAUACAUAUCUUUUUUUAGUUUUCCUUUAUCCUACUGACAUUUUCAUACAUUUAUUGA